This is a messenger RNA of Dermacentor albipictus, 1452 nucleotides long. Its product is annotated as thiol S-methyltransferase TMT1B-like. The record is from RefSeq and is a predicted model, not a curated record. Gene Ontology annotation, molecular function: S-adenosylmethionine-dependent methyltransferase activity. NCBI's taxonomy places the organism in Eukaryota, Metazoa, Arthropoda, Arachnida, Ixodida, Ixodidae.
CUCAGUUACACUUCGUGAUCCGCAGCGUUGGUACCAUUACGACUGCCGUCGCGAAACAUUGGCGAGGUGGUUAAUCUCAAGGCAUAACCACAGCGAGUGCCCAACUUUACAGGGAGACGUUCUUCCGAGAGACGCUUGCUUCGUAUGAGCUGCUUCCAGAUGCACUGAAGUUGAACCUGGCUGAACACGGGGUCAGCAAGUGCUAAUACAACCUUUGAAGCACGGCCCUAAACAAUCAAGUUGAAAACAUCGCCGUCUAGACAAAACCUGAUGCCUUUGUCGUCAGAGCUGAAAGCGCUGUAGUCUAAAGAAUUACAGUUUCACAAGGCACGAGCGCGACAGACAGGAUUUAAAAUGUCGAGAGUCAGUACCAUAACUUCAACAACCUUGUCAAAUGGAACGAAGACAAAAUGCGAUCCUCAUUCGGAAGCAUCCUUGCGCUUGGUCACUGGAGAGAGCGUCUCCUUAUUUGACUGGAUGCGCAUAUUUGUGGGCCACGCAUGCUUUUGCGCCAUCGGAUUCUUUGGCAUAUUGAUUUUUCCGGCACUUGCACUAAGCAACCGCGUACGAGAAAUAUUCUUCGCCUUCAUAUACCUGAUUAUGCAACGCCUGUGGUACGAUGACUACGGCUCUGUGCGACGCGUCCUGAUGACCGGACUUGAUGAUAUUGUGUCACACGAUGCCACGCUAAAAGCACGUGACGCAGUCCGUGUGCUCGAAGUAGGAGCUGCCUAUGGACCUAACUUGCCUUACAUACACCGGAACAUCGAGUACUGGAGACUGGAGCCAAACGUCAGCUUCGAGCCGGAAUUUCAGAAGAACCUGGCUGCCAACCGGAAAGUGCAGUUAGUGCGUACAAUUCGAGGAUACGGCGAGGACAUGUAUAUGGUACCGGAUGGCCACUUCGACGCAGUCGUUCUCACGUACGUCUUGUGCACAGCGAAGGAUGGCAGGAAACUUCUAAGCGAGUGCAAACGUGUGCUCAGAAAGGGUGGCCGCCUCCUUUUCGCCGAGCACGUUGGCCAUCCUAAAGGUACGUUCGCUAGAUCCCUCCAGGACAUUCUUGCCCCAAUGGUCAUGUACUUCACCGGUGGCUGCUACAUGAACCGAGACAGUGGUUCCCUUCUCCUGGAAGCCGGCUUCACUGACGUUAGGAUGGAGAAUGUAAACUUGAACAUUCCCUGCGAGUACAGCUACCACGUCUACGGCUUCGCAACUGUGUAGACGAAAUACAGAAGUGGAUUGCCUGUUUAAAGGCCCUGGGAACGUGAACUUCCAGAUGACUACCACAAGAUCCAGGGAGGCAGUUCAAUGCCAAACAAACAGCCAGCACUACCGACGUUCCUGGCAAUCGUAUACAGAGACGAUAUAGCAAAUUAUGUUCGUGUGUUUGAUUUUUGUAUAGACGCUUCUGGUAUGGAGAAAUGUACCUAAUAAAAGUUCAAAACCGGG